AUUUCGUACGACGUCCGACCAGACGGUUGGUUAAGUUCGAUUCCCAUUUUAGUGGAGUUAAGUGAAACGUUUUUUUUAUUUGUGGGGUUCGUUUCAUUUGCAUCAUCAUUUUUGGAAGUAGAAAAGGGGUUUGUUCUCUUGACAAUAAACUUCAUUCAUUUAAAUCGAAAAUUUAUAAAAACGAACUACAAUGUGCGUGUUAACGGAAAACAUUUAAGAAAAAAUUCGAUUUCCCUUGGUUCGUCACCGUGAGUUAUAUGUACAUCGGUGCUUUUUGUGGGGGGGUUGCUAACGGAUUCAAAGUGGACAAUUUUUGAAUAAUUCAAAUCGAAGGAAAACGCAGCGACGACACAUAUUUCGCGUGGAUUUUUGUUUUCGGUUUUAUUUUCUUCAUUUACGUUUCGUUGACUUAUGGGUUUAUCGAGCGUACAGAAACAGCCCGUCGUGGGGUGUCAUUGCAAAAACGAGGAUUUAUUUGCACCGAUCAAGAGUAAAAUGAAGGUUCUGAAGAAGAUCAAAAAGCGGAUGGGAUUAGCUCCGCGCAGUACAACAUCAUGUCCGGGACCGAACAAUCUUCCGCCGUUGCAGUUCCACCAUGUGCACGGCGACAACAUUCGAAUUUGCCGGGAUGGAACCAUGGCCAAACGAUACGAAAGCUUUUGCAAAGGUAUCACGUUCAGUGCCCGACCGGUCAAAAUUAACGAACGAGUCUACGUGAAAUUCAGCGAAAUAUCGAACAAUUGGAGCGGUGUCAUCCGAUUCGGUUUCACUGCCAACGAUCCAGCUACACUGCGAAACAGUCUUCCGAAAUAUGCGUGUCCGGAUUUGACGAACAGGCCGGGCUACUGGGCAAAGGCCCUGAACGAACGGUUCUGCGAGCGUGACAAUAUUCUAUUUUAUUAUGUGACGAGCGCCGGGGAUGUGUAUUUCGGUAUCAAUGGCGAGGAGAAGGGAGUGUUCAUUAAUGGUGUGGAAACGCGAGGGCCGUUGUGGACGUUGAUCGACAUCUAUGGAAAUUGUUCGGCUAUUGAAUUUUUGGAUUCUCGAAUUUACAUGUACCAGCAACAGAAUCACAGCGCUAGACGUUCCGGUGAGCCAAUGGUCGACAGCAUAAUUCCCACAUUCCAAUCGGUCAGCGUUAGCGAAGAAGCUCCGGCAGCGAAUCGAAUCGGUAGCGGUGACAUCAAUCGUUGGAGCAGCAAUUCAAAUGGCCUGAAUAGUAUGAAUCCGAUUCCAUUCCAUCGUAUAAAGGGACGAAAUGUUGGAUUGUCGGCAGAUCGAUUAGUGGCGACCAGAUCGGAUUCGGAAUAUUGUCAGGGUUAUGUGUUCACGGCACGACCGCUUCGUAUCGGCGAGAAAAUCAUUGUCCAAAUUCUGCGAACCGAAUACAUGUACACCGGAAGUCUGGCCUUAGGUCUAACGUCUUGUGAUCCGGCAUCACUGCAGUCGACCGACCUACCGGAUGAUUCGGAAAUGCUAUUGGACCGACCUGAGUAUUGGGUGGUUAGCAAAGAUGUUGGCUCGAGUCCCGUUCGUGGCGAUGAAAUUACUUUCUGUGUUACGGUAGACGGAGAAGUUCAGAUCAGUAAGAAUGGCGGUCCCAUUACCACUGUCAUGCAUGUCGAUCAAAGUCUCCAAUUGUGGAUGUUUCUGGAUGUGUACGGUUCCACGCAAAGCGUCAGAUUAUUUAGUCAAUCGCUCCCGGCAGUCCUACCGACAUCACCACGUCGCCUUCAAGUGCCAAUGCCAAAUUCAGAGUCUGUGAACAGUUUGAACUCUCAAGUGUCACAACAGUCAGAAAAUCAACGUCAAGCUGCUCAACUGGCCGCUCAGCGUUUGAUAAGUCUACAAACAACCGGUGAUAUGCUUCUACAAACGGGCGGAACGGUUUUGGUUGUCAAUUUACCACCAGCUCAUUCAACUGAAGUCAUAUCUACAGCUGCACAGAGACGACAGCAACCACAGGUGUCCGUACCAGCCGUGUCUGUACCAGCGUGCACCAGCGCUACAUUAUUGACAAACUAUAGCAAUACAUACGAAGAGCCAAUCAGCUGCCAACAUCCAAGCUACAAUAAUCGUGCCGAUGUCAAUCAGCCGAACGGUAUGGUCACGUCUCCACAACGACUGCAAGUCCAACUGCCCAACUCAGAGUCCAUAAACAGUUUAACCCAGCAAACGGAAAAUCAACGCAAAGCCGUCCAAUUAGCCGCCCAACAACAAAUUGCAGCCGAAAAUUCCGUGCAGUGUGCCAUUUGCUACGAGAAUCCGAUCGAUUCGGUGCUGUACAUGUGCGGUCACAUGUGCAUGUGCUACAAUUGUGCAAUACAGCAAUGGCGUGGAAUCGGCGGCGGACACUGUCCACUGUGUAGAGCUGUAAUACGGGAUGUCAUUCGAACGUACAAGUCAUGAUGUGAUGAAGUUUGUUUCUAAAAAAAAUGUUUUUUGUUUGUUUGAUGGAUACGUUCGAAAGGGAGAGGCAGGAUUGUGUGAUUGGGAAAUGCGGCGGACGGAUUUUAUAUAUUUUUAAGAAGAUGUUAAUGUCAAAAUGAAUGAGAAAAUAAUUCGAGUUGCGGGAUAGAGAGCGCAAACGACAAAACUAUGUUAUUAUAUUAAUAAUGUGGACGGACGCACUGCGAGGUGCAGUACGAGAUUUUUUUUAAAUGCAUUUAAAUGUUGGUCAACUAGUCAAAACGAAAAACUGAAGGUAUCUCGGGUCGGUUUUAAAUUUAGUUUUUUGUUUGUCAUAUUCGAAUUUGAUAGUCAAUCGCUGCCCGAGAGCAGCAUAAUGUCAUGACUCUAUUUUGAUGUAAAUUUAAUAAAAGAUGAAAGAAUACGGAAAAUUUGAACCGAAAUUUUUUAAUGGAACACAAAAAUGGUCGACCGAAAAACAGACUUUGCUUGCUCGACAGAUGGAAUGCGAAAUUGUAAUGCCAUAUUUGAACAUCGUUUUCCAUAGACGAAAGGCCCUAGUUUCCUGAUAAUUCAGUCGAUAAACUUGCAGCACCCUAACACACUCAAAGAAUUCAUUUUUCGUUCAUCACUACGAUAGAAGAGCGAUGCGCCUAAACAUUAUCUGACCACUAGGUUAGAUGUUUUCCUUAGAAUUUUUUCUUUUGCAAAAUUCUAAAGUGAAAACAAUGAGGACCGAUUAAGCCUUGUACUCGCAGUGCCUUUUUUGAGAAAAUUUUAAAAAUUCCGAAAUUUUUCAAAAUAUUCACUGAAAUUUGCAAGAAUAUCCCUGAAAGUGUCAAAAUUUUCCAAGAAUUUUUCAGGAAUUUCCACGAUUUUUCCAAGACUUUCCACGACUCUUUCAACAAUUUUGGACGAUUUUUUUAAAGAAUUUACACGACUUUUCCAGGAUUUUUUCGAGAAUUUCCACCAAUUUUUCAAAAUUCAUUACCCCGCAACACUUCAAAAAUUUGCUUUCGGUGUCUUGCUAAAGCAUUGUAUAUGAUGCACACACUUAGUGAGCGUUCACUGGGAAUCGAGUUCAGUUGAGAAUGUUUUAAAACUAAGGUUUAACAGAAAUGUUCAUGGUUGCCUCGCAUCCAUCCGGAGAACGUCGAGCAUCGUUGGCCUACAUUUCGCCGGUCCGUGAAAAUAAUUGUAGCAAUAAAAGCAAGUAAAUAAACAAAAGCCAAAUAGAAUAGCGCAUCAAUUCCUCCAUUCCAUAACGACAUUUUCUUUGAACAAAGAGAAUUAACGAAGAAACUAAACAUAGAUUGAGAAACACAAAUUUUUUUAACGAAGAUAGUUCGAUAAAAAUAUAGCGAGAAAAAUAACAAAAAAUAAAAUUUGCCAAAUAUUACAAGUAUAAUAUCAAGCUGGUUGAUACCAACAGUAACAUAUACUAUGAGUAUAAUAAGAAAUUGUGUCGAAACAAAAACAAAACACAUUCUCUAGCGGUCAGUAAAGUAAGCCAGGCGAACUCUUAAAUUAUCAUUAACUAUAGACGAACAAAUAUUCAAUUAAUUGUAGUGUGAAAUAUAGUAAUUUCAGGGGUAAAUCAUAAGUGCGCGCGUAACUAAGUUUCCACUUAAACUCACUGAUGUCGUAAAAAUAGUGACGAUCAUGAAUGAUUAUAGAAAAAACAUUAAAUCACUAGCCUGUAAACUUUGCGGAGGUCAAACGGAUUGCCAUUUUGUUAGAUACACUGGAGGACACUUUUUCCACACUGUUUUGCACCCGUAAAAUAUCGCAUUUUCGUAUCACAGUUGCUCUUCCUGGUUUCUCUGAUGAUUCCUCUCAUUUGCCAUUUGACAUGGAAUACGAAACGAGAGAAAUCAAAGAAGCGGAGAGGAACUGCUUAGAUACAAAAGUGGGAUUCUUUACGUGUGACCUCCGCAAAUCUUACAGCCUUAUACAUAUACAUUUCCCUAAAAGUAUGAUGAUAGAACAAGUCUGGAAGUCUUUCCAAUGUUCAACUUUAGAAUCCGUUCGAGCAGACGAAAUUAUUUGACCUAUCGAAUCAUUUGAAGGUUAUCUUUCUGCUGGUUUCGAGCAGAAAAUUGACAUCCAUUCCCAUAUCAAGAUCGUCAAUUCCGAUGACAUUUUUUGUACAAUUCGAAAUUGAGUGUGAAUCCCUUAGCUUUCGCAUUCAUUUUCCGUUUUUCAUUUCGAUUCCGUUCUUCCUUCAAUAAGCGACAAAUUAAAAUCUUCCGACCUUUUUUGUUCAAUCACUUUACCAUUUAUUUGUCCCUGUAGGAACCUCUAGUCACAUCCUUGUAGAAAUUUCUUGAUAACAUCGACCCCAUCUCUGGGAUUUUCCAAUGAAAUAUUUCCUUUCCAAAUUCUAAGAAAAACUCCUCGAAUGCCUUAAUUUGAUUAAAAUAAUUUUUAUUUAUCUAUUUAAAGAGACGCCUCUCUUUUUAAGUUCUAAUUUAAAUAACUUUGUAAAUAGUCGGUAAUGAGUAAGAUAAUGUGCAGAGUUCGGUGUAGACGAAAAAGUAUAUUUGAUAUGUUUCUCGUAAAUUUAAUUAUUUAGCCGUAAAUGCAUUCGUAGUUGAUAAGGAAUGUUACCUCGACAACAUUUUUUUUCUAUGUAAAUACAAAAACCACAAAAAUUAUUCAUUAAAAUGAAACAGAAAAUGUUAAACGAAAA
This is a messenger RNA of Bradysia coprophila, 5101 nucleotides long. It is a transcript of the gene neur, whose product is annotated as E3 ubiquitin-protein ligase neur. NCBI's taxonomy places the organism in Eukaryota, Metazoa, Arthropoda, Insecta, Diptera, Sciaridae. Gene Ontology annotation, molecular function: ubiquitin protein ligase activity. The record is from RefSeq and is a predicted model, not a curated record.